AACAGGGACUUCCCUGAGCCUCCAUCAUCUGCAGGGAGGGAAAAAAACACUCUCACACACACUGCCUCCCACACACACACACACGCACACUCUGCUGAGAGCUAGCAAGGGGCUUUAAACAGCUUCACACAUAACCGAGACAAAGGGACUGUAACCUGCCACAAUGGAAGAAAACAUGGAUGAAUCGCAAAGCCAGAAAGGCUGUAAGGAGUGCUGCGAGCGAUGUGUGGGCAGCCUGCCCUGGGCCUCGCUCAUCGCCACCAUCCUCCUCUACAUGGGCGUGGCCUUGUUCUGUGGGUGUGGCCACGAGGCUUUGAGCGGCACCGUCACCAUCCUCCAGAACUACUUUGAAGUCAUCAGAGCCCCAGGAGAUACUCUGGAUGUGUUCACCAUCAUCGACAUCCUGAAGUACAUCAUUUAUGGCCUUGCAGCUGGAUUCUUUGUGUUUGGAGUGCUGCUGCUGGUGGAGGGCUUUUUCACCACUGGAGCCAUCCGCGAUCUCUACGGAGAGUUCAAGAUCACUGCCUGCGGACGCUGCCUUACUGCAUUCCUGAUGUUCCUGGCCUACCUGUUCUUCCUGGUGUGGCUCGGGGUGACAGCAUUCACCAGCCUGCCGGUCUUCAUGUACUUCAACGUUUGGUCCAUGUGUCAGAACACCAGCUCGGUGGAGGGAACCAACCUCUGCCUGGACCUGCGUCAGUUUGGAGCGGUGACCAUCUCCGAGGAGAGGAAGUUGUGCACACAGUCCGAGAAGUUCGUCAAGAUGUGCGAAUCCAACGAGCUGGACUUGACCUUCCAUCUGUUCGUGUGCGCACUAGCAGGAGCAGGAGCCGCUGUCAUCGCCAUGGUGCACUUCCUGAUGGCUCUAGCCGCUAACUGGGGCUACCUGAAGGAUGCCAGUCGGAUGCAGAAGUACGAGGACAUCAAGUCGAAGGAGGAGCAGGAGCUGCACGACAUCCACUCUACACGCUCCAAAGAACGUCUCAAUGCCUACACAUAAACACGCCGCCACGAGGAACGACACACACACACUUACCUGUCAGACACACACGCACACACGGGUGAAAAAGGUUCAUUCAAACAAAUUUACAGACACGAGUAGGCAGAAAUUAGAGGAUAAGAAACCCAUGAGAUCACCGACGCCCUCGUCAUCCUCAGCUCUGCACUCGAUCGUUGCUGCUCUGCUCCAAGCUUAACACGAUAAAUCGUCCAGAUUCACCGAACCUAAACUCGUCAGACAUUUUAGUCUGAAGGUUUCUGAAUGUGAUGGUGUGAGUUUUCAGGCCUUUCAGAGUAAAAUGCUGCACAAACAAAAGUUCUCUCUGCAUAACACAAACCAGCGUAAUGAGGAAAUGCCCAAAAUCACCGCGGACGAACCCAAAGAACGAGAAUUUUUUCAAUCUGAUCGCCUAAAGACUCCGAACAGCAACAACUUACAGCAGAGCAUGAAUGAGGACGGCGUCCAUGAGCUCAUCAUCAACCUGCACACACACACACACACACACACACACACACACACACACUGAGACAUGUAGAUGUGACUGAAUGGUCGGUGUUGUUUGGUGGUGUCAUGCUGUGUUGUGUCGUUUCGCCACGCUAUGAUGAUGGUGUCACAGAGAAAUAAGGUCCCCGAGGAAAUUUGUGCCUCCCGGGUACAAAUGGGUAGCUUUGCCAACUCCCCCCGACCCCCUCCUUUCUCCCUGACCUCUGACCUCUUCACGUUGAGCCCAGUUUCAUUAGUUGUUUCGUAGUUUCUUGUUGCGUUCGCUGACCCAUGUGGUCGUUUACAGCGGUGGGGGGUGGGGUAGGGUUUUGGAAACAAAAAGCACUGGAUUGGUUAACAUCCAGCAGGUGGUUGGAGACCCGCCUGAGGUUAGCGUUGAGCUCGAGCUUUGGUUAUAAGGUUUUCAACCCUAACCACCGGCCGAUCACGAUGACCUGCAGGAGAGAUUUUACCCGAUGCGUUAAUUACGAAGCGCCGAUGAUCGCAGAAAAAUCGAUGUCAUGAACACGACCAAAUUCUCUUAAUGCGUCUCUAUUUCUGCGUAUCUUUAUUAUUAUUAUUAUUAUUCUGAGGCUGACAGCACGUACGGUGGCAGCGGGGGUGCAGCUAGUGAAACGGGGCUCCUUCCUCCUCCCCCUCUUCGUCCCCUGAUUGUACAAACUUGUGAUUCGUCCUCAGAAACAGCACAUCUUAGCAGCACAAAGUCUUUUAGUCAUCAUCUCAUCCGUCUGUUACGUAACGUUUUCUCACUUUUCAGGGAUUUUGCCACAUUUUUAUUCAGAUUCUUUCUGUGUGAUUUUAGCACCGGGGUAUUUAAACGGGGCCGGGGUCGGGUGGGGGGUCUGUCACAUUACCAUGUGAUGAUUCAGUAUUUCAGCGAUCCUGCACACACACACACACACACACACACGAGCGUAUACACCAAUCAUCUUGAGCGAUUCGUUGUUCUCAUGCUUCCUGUUUUGCGUUCUUUGGUGACACCCUGAUGCAACCAAACAUUAUUUGUAAGUUGAAUCAGAAAAAUCAGCGACACCAAUCGCAGGCUGACGGCGGCGGAGGAUCUGCAGGAAUUCUGGGUAGUGUUUGUGCGUUGGCAGGGGUGGAGGUGGUUCCUCAGAGGUGGAGGUGGUGGUGUCUGAAACAGAUUGUAGGGCUGAGAAAGAGGAAUGGCAUUCCAGCGAAUAAGCUAAUGGUUCAGGGCUGCUCUCCUGUCCUGUAACGCUCUCCUCGGGUUGCUGGGUUAUUCUGGAACAGCGGAGCUUCCCAGUUCUUCACAGUCGCAGUUCUCCAUGCGAGGUUUUAUCAGCAGAUAAAAAUGCAGUCAACACAUUUAAUAAGCUCGACGUCCUUCUAAUGCAGUGAUCCAAACGCAGCGCGGUGGUUCGGUCUUUGUUCUGUGUUCAGCGAGAGAAGAAGAAGAAGAAGAAGCGUGCAAGUGAGGAUGGUGAUGAUUCUCUAUCUGCCAGUAGAGAUGACUGAGAGCGAGAUGAAGAUGAUAACAUGAUGGUUUGAUUUGAUGAGACUACCAGCACACACACACAUACAGACACACACACACACACACACACACACUCCACCACCGCCAUCACUCUGAGCCAUAACUCUUACUUUUCACGAUGACAUUUCACUAUUUUAUUAUCAACUUUUAAUCUUUGAAACUUUUUAAAUGUGAAAUCAUUUAAUUAGAAAAAAGAAAUGUGUUUUUUUCUCUUUUCUUUUCGCGUGUGGGCGGUGCUAAAGCGCUGCACCGACGUUAACUCUGUAUAAAGAUAUACAUAUAUGUGAAACAGUCGAGGUGAGCAGCCGGGAGGAGGAUUUCCUAUGGGUUACAGAGUCCGGAGGGGGCGGCGGUUCAGUCCCAAUGUCCUGAUCCUCUGCUCCCCGCACACAGCUGCACUUACACCCCGACGCUCCCGAGCCGGCUGGAUUUCACAGCCGGAGUAAAAGGUUUAAAUCGGCGCCUCGGCUCUAACAAAAUCCGUUACUGUGACCACGAUCGACCAAAGCCCAGAUUAGCUGGCUUCACACGUUGGUCGUCCUGAUUUAUUGUGACUCUCUAAACAGUUAUUUUGAAUGAUUCAACGAUGAGUCGCAUCUGCCUCAGCCAAUCAACACGUGGAAAACGUUGGUUACCGCCAGCUUUGUGGCUCGACGUCCUGCUCGUGUGUGCUGUUAGAUAUUUACGGGUGUAAAUAUCUAAAUAAAUACUUUAAAACGAUGAAAGAUAAAGUGGUGCUUGCUGACCUUUCAACUUAAUGCUAAAAAACUAAUUUCACUUAUUUAAAAAUGUGUGUUAGCUUUUAACUGUUAAACUCAGUUAAAAGCUUUGAUGUUAGACAGCACAGAUGCUGAUUGGCUGAAGCACUCGCGGGCCUCGGGACAAGGACGCCAUCCAAUCAGGAGGUGUUGGGAGCGUUUCCAGGGACUAACAGAAGAAAUAAAGGCCAGUUAGCGUCUGUGCGUCGAAGCCGUGCUCGUUGCUUCGCGUCGUGUAACUGCAGCUGACCAAAGUAGAAAAACCAUCACGGUGUCAACGAGGGGCGCCUCCGCCGGACUCGCGUCCUGUUCAGGUGUGUCCCGGCUGCACACAGUCAGUAUUUUUAAGGGUCUAGUUUUACAGUAACAGUAUUCUAUCAUUUCAUUGCCUGACAAUGGAUGUCUUGUCAGUGUUUUUAACCUCAGAUAAAAGAAAAAAUAGUUUUUUGUGCACUUAUUGACCAUCGUGAGCUCUCUCUCUUAUUCUUGGUGUGUAAGUGCAUUGAGAUCCCCACUGUGGGACCUGUGUAUAGUCUUGCAGCAUUGGUUAUAACCUGAAGAAAUAACAAUGAUGAAAACGAAUGAAUUCAUAAUAAUGAAGAUAAUCUUAUACUACAUAAAAAAGACAGUGACUCUAGUUGUUGUUUGUGGCAUGGUUAUGCAUUCAAUGGUCAUAAUUUUAAAGAUUAAAACAAGACAAAAAAAAGUCAUUCUUUUCCACUGGCGCUGUUCUGCUGUUUUUAUUUUCCACUUUUCCGUGUGCAGUAUUGCCGUUCCUGUUGCUAAUGGUGUUGCUAAGCUAGCUUGCUUGCUCAGUUGUUUACCACCAGAGCAAUAUAUUGUAGCAGUUUGACAAAAUCGAGACGUUAAAAACAACAAGUCCAUUCUCUUCAAUUUACGGCAUACAAGUGCAUGAAUUUAUGAUUGCAAGUCUUCAGUGAUAUGAUUAUGGUGUUCUGUAUUGUUUAUCCUAAUAAAGCGGAUUUGCAGAUGUGGUGUAAUGUAUUGCUCUGGCCACCCGUUUCCCCGCACCCACCUCUGCUCACGUCCUCCUCCACGUCCUCCUCGCAAACACGCCGGCUCAGACGCUUUCAGAGCCCACGUGAUGGAUUCCAGACAAAUGAUCGGAAACGCAGAAUUCAGACUGCAUCCAGUGCUGCUGGAUGUGGAGGACCAUAACAGCCAUCAUUUCAAAAAGGACACGAAUAAAUUAACGGACACGUCUUUAUUGCAAAAAUAAUAGUUAUACAAAAUAGGGUUUCUUAGCUGAAUUGUUUUUGGAAUUAUUUUGUCAUCUAUUUACUUUAUUUCCCCUUUUGUUUCUUUGUGUUUUUCCUCUUUCUGUGUUUCUGCUUCAUUAUGCAAACGAGACCCAGAGAGCUGAUUCUGCUCACCUGGGUGUUAUCUGUGGUCACCAUCCAGGUGACCAAACGCACCGCUGAAUCGUCUCUGGGUCAGCGAUGGUGUGCCGACUCCUCCUGGUCGCUGAACCAGGGUCGGUCUCUGCAAGGCAAACAAAUCAGUCGUGUUAAACUUGGCGUGCGUUCGGAUGCAAACUCAAAUGUUAGUUUAUGCAAAACUGUUGGAAAUGCUUAAUGAUCUGAAUGAUGGCAGUUUUGGUCCUCCACAGUCUGAAGGUGAAGAAGCCAGACUGUCGGCUUCUCCCGGCUGCUGUAUGAGAGUCGUGCUGUGAAUGUGGCACAGAACAGAUUUGGCCCAAAUGAAAGCGAAACACCUGAGACAGGUGACCCGAGAGGCUCAGCCCACUGUUGUAGUCGGGUGGAGGAGGAUGUGAGCAGCUCGCUCUCCAUUCGUUCAAGUCUCCUCAUCUUACUGUCUAACCCACAUGUAAAGACGAACACGUGUGAUGACACGUACUGAUCCUGCGUCCUCUCUGUCUGCCCGCUGACCGCAGCUGAACCAUUCCAGGAUCCCGAGCGCGGGAUCAGAAACCCGAGCGCGUCGGCGCGAUCGAGCAUGAAUUUCAAUGACAUGACGUCUGAGUUCCAACCCGCUGUGAGGAGGUUUGCCGUGUUCCCACAGCUCUGAAUCACAGGGGGGGAGAUCAGACCCUCUGUGCCUGAUAACUUCAGCUCUUGUCCAUCGUGAACUGAGCCGCAGAUCUAAAAGCUGAUGAUGUCAGUCCGUGACCUUCCACUGAUCAUCACGUGUUUCAGAUUCAUGCAUUAUGUGAGGUUGGACAUCUUGGACGUUGGAGGUAGUUUUUUUCUGUUUCUCUAUAGUAUGCUAGACUUUUUGUACUUCACUCUGGUUGCUUAGUAGCAGGCUUUAUCUGAUUCACUCCUCCAUCUUUGUACAUAUCUGUGCCAACAGCUUGGGCAGACAGUGGCUUUUUUAUUUGUAAAGACAUAAACUUGCUUGCAUAUAUAAAUAAAAUGAAAUAAUACACUUGUGUACUUGUUAAUAAGGGAA
Molecule: messenger RNA, 6193 nt
Organism: Oreochromis niloticus (Nile tilapia)
Lineage: Eukaryota; Metazoa; Chordata; Actinopteri; Cichliformes; Cichlidae
Product: neuronal membrane glycoprotein M6-a
Exons: 7
Coding region: 164-1000 (278 amino acids)
Biological process (GO): neuron projection development
Cellular component (GO): filopodium; plasma membrane; axonal growth cone
Source: RefSeq, a predicted model, not a curated record